CACAACACGCCUCACCUUGAUCGAAGCAGCACGGCAGCAUACACAAAGAUCGCAGCGCAAGCAGAAAAAGUUCAGAAUCCUACUGCACAAUGGGCAUCUGCGUGUCUUGCGACGCUGCGGACGAGGGUGUUGCGACGGCGAGGGUGCUGCUCCCCAGCGGCGAGCUCCGGGAGUACUCGCCGCCGGCCACGGCCGCUCUGGCACUGGAGGAGGCGACCGGCGAGGGGCCGUGGUUCCUCUGCGACGCCGACGUGAUGGGUUUCGAGGGCUCCGUCGUGGCGGUUGGCGCCGGCGAGGAGCUGCGGCCGGGGCAGAUCUACUUCGUGCUCCGCGCCGAGAUGCAGCGCCGCCGCCUCACCGGCGAGGAGGUGGCUGCGCUCGCCGUCAAGGCCAGCGCGGCCCUCGUCAAGGCGGCUGCCUCCGCCGCGCCAUCCUCCCCCUGCCGCCGCCGUCGUCGCGGCGCGGUGGCGCCACUAGUCUUCCCGCUCCCCGAGGAGGAGUACGCGGCGGCGGACGUGGUGUUGCCUGUCGCGGCGAAGCCGGCAGUGGUGCAGAAGCGGAGGGUCGCGUACCGCGGCGGGAAGGCGACGAGGUUCUCCCCCGACCUGACCGCCAUCCCGGAGAGCGAGUAGAGCGCACCGCCACGCCGCCAAUCUCGAGACAUCGUUGCGCUGUCUCUCUGGCCACGGGUCCCUCACCGGAGUCCGACCGGACGAUGUGGACGCGCCGGCGAUGGAGCGGUGAAGUGUUUGAGCUGGAAUAGAUUUUGAGUCGUGGUGUGCGUACGUAGCAAAUGUGGUCGCGUUUUUGGCGGCAAAAGCAUGGGAGUACGUAGGUAGAUUAGAUUAGAUGCAAGUGUAAAUAUAUGGGGAAUCCUUGUGCAGUGUGUUCAGUCACAGUUUGGAACUCAGCUGCUAUAUUGGUGCUUGUGUUCAGCUCUGUCGUGUGCAGCUUCCAAUAAAUCGAACGCUUAUGAAUGGCAUAAACAUGCAGCAUGACACCACGAGCAGCUUCUUGCCAGUAUUUUCUUCAGGUGCUCCCUACAAGAUAAGUGGCUAAUAUAUACUAAAUCGAUUGUUGUGCCAUACAUUAAAAAUACUCAAGUUUUUUACAGGGAAAAAAACUCAAGCUAAAACACCGACCAAGAUGCAAUCGAAUAAUCGAUAAGAUGGCCUAAAUAUGAUUUGAUGACAUUUAUUAGAGGCAACGUUUCACAUUCUUGAAUCU
Molecule: messenger RNA, 1227 nt
Organism: Phragmites australis (common reed)
Lineage: Eukaryota; Viridiplantae; Streptophyta; Magnoliopsida; Poales; Poaceae
Exons: 1
Coding region: 90-632 (180 amino acids)
Source: RefSeq, a predicted model, not a curated record